This is a messenger RNA of Capsicum annuum, 2528 nucleotides long. Its product is annotated as putative leucine-rich repeat receptor-like protein kinase At2g19210. The record is from RefSeq and is a predicted model, not a curated record. Gene Ontology annotation, molecular function: protein binding. Bases 1088 to 2365 code for a protein of 425 amino acids. NCBI's taxonomy places the organism in Eukaryota, Viridiplantae, Streptophyta, Magnoliopsida, Solanales, Solanaceae. The transcript has 9 exons.
CUUUCUUCAUUUUCCCUACUUAAUUAUUUGGAGCCUUGGAAUAACUGGCAAUGUUAUUGUUGUCAUAUGACCAGAAGUUUACGAGGUCACAUGUUCAAGCCUUGGAAUCAGCCUCUUGCAGAAAUGCAAGGUAAGGUUGUGUACGAUAGACCCUUGCGGUUAGGCCCUUUAUUGAAUCUUGUGCAUAGCGAAAACUUUAAUGCACUGGAUUGUCCUCUAAUCAUUUAGUGUCCAAAAAUUAAUCUGAAUUACCGCCAAAUAGGACAAUUAAGUAGUGUGAGAAAUCUCUUGCCCAACUAAUCCAAAUUCUUGUCAGAUAGGUCCACUUGGGAGGUAAAGUUACCUACCAAAAGGUUUUCAAUUCUCAUGAUUAAAACUGUGAGAUAUUUGGUUAAGGAUGAACGGAUCGUAAUUAUUCCAUCAUACUCUUUGGUGAUGUUGGCAACCUCUUAAAAAGACUAAUCCAUACUAUUCAUGUCAGAUAAGUCAACAUGGUAUCAGAAUCCUAUUGGACGGUCUGACUAAUUCGGAUUCAUACCAGCUAGGCUAUAACGUAUACCUAUCGAAAGUUUUUCAAACCAGAGGCUUUGUUAAUGAUGGAGCGAUCCCAAUCAUUCCAACCAGACCCCUAUGUGUGUUUGUGAGCCUGGAUUGUGGAUCAUCAGAAGCAUACACUGAUCAAGAAAAUUCAAUAGAUUGGUUAGGAGAUGAAGACUACGUUAGCAAUGGAGAAUCAUAUGUCGUACAAUCCAACAACUCAAUAUCACUCGUAAUGGACACAUUAAGAGUGUUCACAAACAGGAAAAAGAAUUGUAACCUAAUUGAUCAAGUCGAAAAGGGUGGAAAAGUUUUAAUUAGAGCUAGCUUUUACUAUGGAAAUUAUGAUGGGAAAUCAAAUCCACCAUCAUUUUCACUUCAAUUUGAUGGAAAUCAUUGGGCUAAAGUUACAACUAUGAGUGACAAACUUGUCUAUUAUGAGACAAUUUAGGUUGUUAAAGGUGAUUAUGUUAGUGUAUGUCUUGCUCAGACGGUGCAUGAUCAGUUCCCUUUUAUCUCAGCUCUUGAAGUUCGUGGCUUGGAUUCUACUAUGUAUAGUCAUGUUGAUUCUAAUUAUGCUUUGUUCAUGAGAAGUAGAGUUGCUUUUGGUUCCAACCAAAUUAUAAGGUACACAGAUGAUCCCUAUGACAGAAUAUGGGUGCCUGGAAAUUCAUUAGUAUCAGUGAUUAGUGAUGCCACAGUCAUUGACACAAGUCAUGGAGAUCAACCUCCACAAAAAGUGCUACAAAAUGCAAUUUCCCCAACCAAUUCAUCAAACAUCAUAACAUGGAACAUGAGUUUUCUUCCCAUUGCUAGUAAUGUUCCAAUCUACAUGAACAUGUACUUUUCGGAAGUGACACAACUUGAUUCCAACCAAGCAAGGUCCUUCAUGAUUUUCAAAGAUACUGAGUCUUUCUCAGACCCAAUUUUACCACCUUAUGGAAAUUUUACUCAAUUGUAUGUUAGCAAUCUCACUGUUUCACCAGACACUACUUUCUCUAUUGUGCCUACCACAAAUUCAACACUUCCCCCUCUUAUCAAUGCCUUGGAAAUAUUCAUUGUUGGUGAUGCAUUGACUGAUGGAACAAACAGCCAAGAUGUGGAGAACUUAGUAUCACUGCAAAAGGAAUUUGAAGUAUUACAAGGCUGGAUUGGUGAUCCUUGUCUUCCAUCACCUUAUACAUAUGAUUGGGUUAAUUGCAGCAGCAAUGAUCCACCUCGCAUUACAGCACUGUAUUUGAGUGGAUUCAAUCUGUCAGGAUCACUUCCAGAUUUUAGUUCCAUGGAUGCUCUUGAGAAAAUUGAUUUGAGCGACAACAAUUUGGAUGGACCAAUUCCUGAUUUCCUUGGCACCUUACCGAACCUUAAAGAACUGAAUUUAGCAAAUAAUCAGUUCAGUGGACCAAUACCUGCCUCAUUAUCAGACAAAAAUGGCCUAACAAUAGAUACUUCAGGCAAUUCAGAUUUGUGCAGUGCAUCAAAUGAAUCUUGCCAGAAUAACGAUUCAUCAUCAACAGGAAAUCAACCACCAACUCAAUCCUCCAAUAAUAAAUCACCCAAUAAGAAGAAGAAGAAGAAAAACAAACUACCCAUAAUACUUGGCACAACAAUUCCAGCAUUCUUACUUGUGUGGGCUAUUGUGGGUAUUUUUGCUAUUUUACACUACAAAAACAAAGUGGCUACUACAUCUGCUUCUGUCAACCCAGGACAAACUAGUGGAAGUAACAGUCCUUCUGGAGGAGCACAAGGAAAUAAUGCAAAGGAUGUUCAAAUGGCUGAAAAUUUUGAGAAGGUUGAUGGUCAACAUGAGAACUCAACAAAUGUCUAGCUUUAACUUGUGUCUUAACUGUAGAAAUAAUGCCAUGGUUAAUUAUAUGUAUAUUUUAAAAAUAUUAAAUUUAUUAUUGAGUUUUCUAAUUAUAAGAUAUUAAGUAAAUGCAAUGUAAUGUUUAAGGUCUUAAUUUGUUGUAAGUAAGGUUUUGUUGUUUUUU